Messenger RNA from Saimiri boliviensis boliviensis (Bolivian squirrel monkey), 3037 nucleotides. It is a transcript of the gene ZMYND15, whose product is annotated as zinc finger MYND-type containing 15. Gene Ontology annotation, biological process: negative regulation of DNA-templated transcription. Lineage: Eukaryota; Metazoa; Chordata; Mammalia; Primates; Cebidae. The record is from RefSeq and is a predicted model, not a curated record. Gene Ontology annotation, molecular function: histone deacetylase binding.
GGAGCCCAGCCCCUCCGCCCGCCCCACUUUCCCGUGGGCCUGAGAAGCGGGUCACGGCUGCCCUGGCCCUCCUCCUCCAAGGCACUUUCACUUCCCCGCUCCCGCGCCGCGGGACCCAGCAGAGCUGGAUGAGCCUCGGGGUGGCGCGGUGGAGGGAGCCGCCGCCAGCCCCGGCCGCGCGCCCUGCGGGGCCGCCACACGCGGACGCACCGAGCUCAGUGCUGGGGCAGGGGGGCGUGACCGCCCGCUGAGCCGGCCGGGCCUCGGGCAGCCCUGACGUCACGACCCGCGCACCCUCCACCCCGCGGUAUUUACCUUUGAAAAGUGGCAGCGGCUGCAGGUACCGGAGGAGUGGGGCGGCCGGGAGGGGCUAUGCCUACCGGGGUUCCCCGACGCACCAAUCCGAGCCCAGGGCAAACCCUCUCCCACUCCCAUGCCCCACAGACGCAUCCAAAAUGCUUCCCUCCUCGCCAAACCCGUCCCGAUAGAAUUAGCCCUCUCUCAUCUCUAGCCUUCAUUUAAACUCUAUACUUUUGAGGGUCUGAAAUCUCCAAUUUUAAGCCUCAAAUACCAUCUCAUCCCUGAGUAGUCUUCUCCAACCGUGGUCACCCAGUUUCAAGUCCUGCCCCCAUUUUCCUCCCUGAACUCCCAUCCUCAGCCCUGAAAACCCUCUUCUUGGCUCCUAACCUAUCCACAGAUCCAACCCUAAGUGACUCUUACCUACCCUCUUCUCCAGUUUGUGACCCAGCCCCAAACCCUCUCAUUGCUACCGUGUCCCUCACCAUAUAUCCCUUCCUUUGCUCAGUCUGGGCCGGGGCCCUGUGUCCCUGAAGACAUGGAGUUUGUGUCUGGAUACCGGGAUGAGUUCCUUGAUUUCGCUGCCCUUCUGUUUGGCUGGUUCCGAAAGUUUGUAGCAGAGCGUGGGGCUGUAGGGACCAGCCUGGAGGGCCGCUGGCGACAGCUGGAGGCCCGGAUCAGAAGGCUGCCCCAGGACCCUGCCCUUUGGGCGCUCCAUGUCUUGCACAACCGUAGUGUGGGCAUCAGCCUGGGGCAAGGGGCAGAGCCAGGGCCUGGACCAGGCCUGGGGGCUGCCCGACUCUUGGGAGACGACCCUCCACUCCACCUUCGAGACCUGAGCCCCUACAUCAGCUUUGUCAGCCUAGAGGAUGGAGAGGAAGGGGAGGAGGAAGAGGAGGAAGAUGAAGAAGAAAAGAAGAGAGAGGAGAGGGGUGCAGGCACAGAGAAGGUGGAACCAGAGGAGGAUCGGGAGCUAGCCCCUACCAGCAGGGAGUCCCCCCAGGAAGUAAACCCUCCAGGAGAGUCAGAGGAGGCUGAGCAGGAGGCAGGAGGUGGUGAGGAUGGCUGCCGAGAGAACAGGGCGGAGGACAAAACAAGACCCCAGAAGAGGAAGGGACUGAGGAGUGAGGCUGCCCCCCUGCACCUUUCCUGUCUCUUACUGGUGACGGAUGAGCAUGGCACCAUCUUGGGCAUUGAUCUGCUGGUGGAUGGAGCCCAGGGGACUGGAAGCUGGGGCUCAGGGACUGAGAACCUGGCUCCUCGGGCCUAUGUGCUCCUCUGUCACAGCAUGGCCUGUCCCAUGGGCUCCGGGGACCCCCGAAAGCCCCGACAGCUUACUGUGGGAGAUGCCCGGCUGCAUCGAGAGCUGGAGAGCUUGGUCCCAAGGCUAGGUGUGAAGUUAGCCAAGACCCCAAUGCGGACAUGGGGUCCCCGACCAGGCUUCACCUUUGCUUCCCUUCGUGCUCGAACCUGCCACGUUUGUCACAGGCACAGCUUUGAAGUGAAGCUGACACCCUGCCCCCAGUGUAGUGCUGUCUUGUAUUGUGGAGAGGCUUGUCUCCAGGCUGACUGGCAGCGGUGCCCAGACGAUGUGAGCCACCGAUUUUGGUGCCCAAAGCUUGCAGCCUUCGUGGAGCGGGCAGGAGAACUGGCAGCCCUGCCUUUUACCUACACCACAGGAGAUCCCUACCAGCUUCUCCAGGGGGAUGGGCCUGCCAUAAUGCCUCCUGUGCCCCCAGACCCACCGCGGGGUCUUUUUGGCUCAUGGCAGGAUUACUACACAUGGCGGGGCCUCAGCUUGGACUCCCCCAUGGCUGUGCUUCUCACCUACCCGCUGACUGUGUACUACGUCAUCACACACCUGGUGCCCCAGUCCUUCCCUGAGCUUAACAUCCAGAACAAACAGUCACUGAAGAUCCACGUGGUGGAGGCUGGGAAGGAGUUUGACCUUGUCAUGGUUUUUUGGGAGCUCUUGGUCCUGCUCCCCCAUGUGGCCCUGGAGCUGCAGUUUGUAGGUGAUGGCCUGCCCCCCGAAAGUGACCAGCAGCAUUUUACCUUGCAGAGGGAUGGCCCUGAGGUGUCUGUCCGGAAUGGUUCUGGCGUAUCAGCACGGCCCAGCUCUGGCACUAAGGAGAAGGGGAGCCGCAGGGACCUGCAGAUCAAGGUGUCAGCAAGGCCCUACCACCUGCUCCAGGGGCCCAAGCCCGACCUGGUUAUUGGAUUUAACUCUGGAUUUGGUCUCAAGGAUACAUGGCUGAGCUCUCUGCCCCGCCUGCAGUCCCUUCGAGUGCCAGCCUUCUUCACCGAGAGCAGCGAGUAUGGCUGCGUGAUGGACGGCCAGACCAUGGCGGUGGCCACUGGAGGGGGCACUAGCCGUCCCCAGCUCAACCCCUUCCGCUCCCCCUUUCGCCUCAGAGCGGCCGACAACUGCAUGCCCUGGUACUGCAACGCCUUCAUCUUCCACCUGGUUUACAAGCCUGCGCAAGGGAGCGGGGCCCGCCCGGCUCCCGGCCCCGCACCGCCGUCCCCAACUCCCUCCGUUCCUCCCGCCCGCACCCGAAGGCGCCGAGGAGAAAAGAAACCGGGGCGGGGGGCCCGCCGGCGGAGAUAAAUGCGGAGACAGUAGUAGUCCCCCCUCCCAAACACGCUCCGAAAGGAAAACGUGAAAACUCUCAGGGCCGAGGGGAAGGACAGGUUGGUAAAACACGAAAAGGUAAAUAAAAUUACUUGUUUGACACCA